Glossina fuscipes is the source of this 1481-nucleotide messenger RNA. RefSeq lists its product as uncharacterized. The coding region runs from base 286 to 1197 and encodes 303 amino acids. NCBI's taxonomy places the organism in Eukaryota, Metazoa, Arthropoda, Insecta, Diptera, Glossinidae. The record is from RefSeq and is a predicted model, not a curated record. The transcript is spliced from 4 exons.
AAGCAAAUAUUUCUUCUUUUUUUGUUUUGUUUUUUUUUUUUUUUUGAGAAAAUUUUGUAAUAAAAACUGAAAAAAUGACUUACUUGCAAGAUAAUAUAAUUUGAAUACAUUCCAAUUGUUUGAUCAAAUUCCGAGCCAAGCGUAAGUAAAUCCACGCAUAUACAUCUUCAAUUUGAUCGAAUACUGCGUGAGCAAAGGAAGAAAAAAAAAAAGUAUAAGGAAUAGAAAACUUUCUGCAGCGAAACUAUUGGGCAAUUUUUGGUAAAAACGGCUCUCACGACUAAUAUGAAUCGUUCUCAGACUUUUGUAAACUCUUUGAAAUGGUGGCCUACACAGAGUCACAACAAUAACCAAAGCAAUACGAAUGGUAGCGCAAGCGCUGGCGAUGGCGGUGGCGGUGGUGGCGGUGGUGGUGGUGGGGGACACGGUUUUAAAGGUUUUAUAACUUUUCAUAAAACGCAAACAACAUUCGGUAGUUCGGUGGCUGUGCAAAAAUUACGAGAAUCCAAAUGGUUUAAACGCGAUGAACAGCGCAUUUUUUGUGCUGUGGUUGAGUGCGGCUUUAUUGUUGAAGUGCGCAAUAUUGCUGCCAUUGCCAAAAGAUUAGCUCAACAACAGCAGCGAAGACAACGUCUUCAAAGCUUAACUAAUAAAAGAUAUCAUCAACAGAAAAAUAAUAGUUGCAGUAGCAACAGCUCAAGCAGCAACUGUGGAGAAGACGAACCAGAUAAUUUCUUAAAAGACGGAGCACAUUUACUUGUCGAUAACAAUAGCGAUCUAGAUGAUGAGGAUGAAUUGGAGUCACAAAAUGAGAAUGAAACACCAAUUACAUCAUGGUUUGGUAUCGUCCUUUGCAAAACUGCCAAAGAUAAUAAACCAAAACCGGAAACAAUUGAAGUAUUUUCUGUGAAAAUUCGAGAAAACGGUACUUUUAGAAUGCUGAAAAUGUCGUUGGAUGACAUCUGGAAUAAUGGCUGGGAAUUGCGUAUAAAUAAUUUUGCUGAUAAAGAGAAACCGCCACACAAUGAAAAAGAUAUAAGAAAUCAGAUAUCUUUUGCACGUAAAGCUAAGCACAGUUUAUGGAAUAAUAAUAAACAUUUCGUUUAUUGGUGUCGUUAUGGUAGUCGCCAACAAGAUGUUAGAAAACGUCAGGUAAACAGAUGUCGGAGUGUGUUAAGUGGGGCAGUGUUGGUAUGAAUGCCGGUAUUAUUUUGCUAAUGAACAAGCAAAAAUCCUAUUCCACUUCCAAGUAAUUGUAAUCUAUUUGUGUGCUUUAACACAAAUGACUUUCUAUACAUAUAUAUAUAAAAUAAUUUAAAAAAAUUAAAAUCGUAUUAAAUAUAUAUAGCUUUUCUCUUUUCACUUUUUUUUUUUUUUAACAUAAAGUCCACCUCAAGAUAAGAUAAUAUUUCUACGUAACUCUGCAUAUUGAUUGUUAUGCAAAAUGUAUAAAGUUUAGUUAAUCAAAUCAAUUAGAAAAA